ACUGGACUCUGAAUUGCCUCCUCCCCCACUGCCCCCAAUUCCUAUGAGCUUUAAAGAUAAAGUGGCUGGAGACUUUGGGAUGGCUGAAGAACAGAUGGAUAUUGGCGAUGAUGAUAUUAUUAUCAAAUCAGGAACGAUUCCCUCAAUCCAAUUCUCUGAGAAAAUCAAGAAUGCUUUGUAUCGGCCCUGGCGUACGGCAGUGAUCAUCAAGCUCAUGGGUCGCCCCUUAGCCUACACUUUCCUGAGAGCUCGUCUUCUCCAGAAGUGGGCGCUCAAGGGCCCGAUGAGCCUUAUUGAUUUAGAUAACAACUAUUUCAUUGUUAAAUUUGUGUAUGAAGAAGAUAUGAGAUAUGUCCUCACCAGCGGUCCCUGGCAAAUAGCUGGUCAAUACGUGGUGACCCAAAAAUGGAAACCUGGAUUUAAUGCCCAGGAGGAAAAAAUCUCUCAUAUGACGGCUUGGGUGCGUAUCAAUGGCUUAAAUGUUGAAUACUUCCGCUAUGAUGUGUUGGAGAAAAUUGGGAAUCUGAUAGGGAAUACAAUCAAGGUGGAUGCCAACACGAUGAGCCAAGCCCGAGGUAAGUUUGCCAGAAUUUGCAUUGAACUUGACUUAAGUAAACCCCUCACCCCCUUUAUUGAGAUUGAAGGCCGUACAUUUGGAGUUGUUUAUGAAGGCAUUAACCUGGUCUGCUUUGAAUGUGGAUGUUAUGGCCAUGGAAGGGAUACCUGUCCUAUUAUUGUGCAAGCUAAACAGAAGAUAGCUGACUCUGUUGAAGGUAUGGAAGUGAGUAUUACGAAUAAAAAUGAUGAGCUACAAGUUGAUAGCCCUGCUACUCUGGCCGCUGAAAAUCCAGCUAAGAUACAUGGAGAAUGGAUGCUGAUGAAGACAAGGAAUUUUAAGAAGAAGAUCCUGAACGACUCAGGAAAGGGCGCUGAAAUUAGCAAGAGGAACCCAAAGAUUUCUAAUGAUAACAAUGGCUCUCGGUUUAAUGUCCUGAAUGAGGAAGGGAAAAUUGAUAAUGGAACAGUUAUGGAAGAGUUCCCCCCUGACAAAGCAACUGCUUCUAGCUCAAACAGGGCUAACAAAUCUGUGGCUAAGCCUGCAGUGAUCCCUGCUGGCAAAGCUACACCCCCUGGGAACAAAAGCCCAACCUCCUAUGGCUCCUCUCCCUGGGUUUUUAAAAAGCCUCUCAAGGAUAUUACAAACUCGACUGGAACGCUUGGGGGAAGGGAUAUUAAUAGGCUUGGUACUGGUUCGAAGAAACUUUGGAAAAAUAGAGGUGGUACUAAACCGCUGAAUUUCCCAGUUGUGGAAACUUUUGGCAUGCAAGUAAAUGGAGCUGAUUUGCAGGAUGAUGUUCGUGGAUCCUUCUCCUUCAAUGUUAAUGGGCCCCUCACCUGUGAUCCUUCCUUGGCUAAGGGUGGCACUCUGCUUGGACCUGAACCCCCUGAUGAUUACAACAUUGAGCCUGUUGUAGGGGAGACUGCAGAGAUGAGAGAUAUGUCUGAUGACAUGGAACAACAAAGUGAAUGCCUGGACCAAGGAGGUGUUUGGUUACUGUGGAAUGGGAACUCUGUGUCGCUCCAAGUUGUUGCCCACUCCAGCCAAUCUAUUACUGCUUUAGUGACUUUGGGGAAUCAGUGGUGGCUCCUAUCUGUGGUGUAUGCUAACCCCUGCCAGGGAAUUCGUGAGUCCUUGUGGAAAUAUUUUGAUGGCCUUGCCCGUGCCUCUCACCUGCCAUGGCUGGUCCUAGGUGACUUUAACGAUAUUGUAAGUGCGGUUGAAAAAUGUGGAGGCAACCUGGACCAGGGUGAUAGAAGCUUUAUUGAUUGGAUUGAUCGUAAUCAACUUGUGGAUUUGGGUUUCUCUGGUGCUAAAUUUACAUGGUGCAACAAGAGGAAUGCUGAGGGUAUCAUCUGGAAAAGGCUUGAUAGAGGUCUGUGCAACAUUAAAUGGCGGCUUUUAUUCCCAGAGGCUCAUCUAUCUCACCUGCCUAGAGUGAACUCUGACCACUGUCCUAUUCUGGUCUCCUUAGAUUCCAACCACUUUCCUGAGAGAAAUUGUACCCCUUUCAGAUUUCAAGCAAUGUGGAUGUCUCACCCUGACUUCCCUGACUUCAUUCAUGCUAAUUGGAAUACUGGAGAUGGCCAUGCCAGUCAAAAGUCUGCUCGCCUUAAAUCCUCUCUUAUUUCCUGGAACCGCCAAGUUUUUGGUUGUCUUUUCCAAAAUAAAAGACGGCUCCUGGCUCGGCUUGCUGGUAUCCAAAGGAAGCUGUGCUUGAGGCAUAACCCCUAUCUUUGUGACCUUGAAGCUGAGCUAACCAACAACUAUAACCUGAUUCUUGAACAAGAAGAGCUCUUCUGGCUUCAGAAAUCAAGAAAUACUUGGCUUAAAGAAGGUGAUAAGAAUUCUCGGUUCUUUCAUCUGUCCACAAUUAUCAGGAGGAGGAGAAAUAAAUUGGAAGGCCUUAACAAUGAUGCUGGGGUUUGGAUUUCUGACAAAACUGGCUUGAAGCAAAUUAUUGUCGAUUACUUUCAAGGGUUGAAUUGUGUUGUGUCUACUGAAGAGAUUAAAGAAAGCCUUUUCAACAUUGGUGGAUUAAAGACCCCUGGUCCAGAUGGUUUCCCUGCUAUUUUUUAUCAGAAAUUUUGGGAGGUUUGCUCUAAUGAUAUCAUCUCGUUUACCAAUGAGUGCUUCCAAACUGCCACCCUUCCUGAGCACAUAAAUGAAACUCUUAUUGCCUUGGUCCCUAAAGUGGAGAGACCUGUCUCCAUGACACAACUUAGGCCUAUCAGUCUCUGCAACACACUCUAUAAAGUGGUCUCUAAAAUCCUUGUGGCUAGGCUUCGCCCUUGUAUGACUAAGCUUGUUAGUCCAAAUCAAGUUAGCUUCGUCCCAGGAAGACAGAUUACAGAUAACAUUGUUAUUGCUCAAGAGGUGCUGCAUAAAUUCAAAAUGGCUAAAGGAAAAAAAGGGUUUAUUGCUUGGAAAAUUGAUCUAUCUAAAGCUUAUGAUAGGUUGCAUUGGCACUUUAUUCGGGAGGUGUUGUGGGAGGUGGGAAUUAAUAUCUUAAGAUUCUAUUAUUUAUGGCUCAUUCAGCAAAAAACUCAUGAUAGGUCCUGGAAACCGGUCCAAAUCUGCCAAGGAGGACCAAAGAUUUCCCACCUCUUUUUUGCGGAUGACCUUAUCCUUUUUGGGGAAGCGUCCAUCCAUCAAGCUCACUUGAUGAAACGUUGUCUGGAUGAUUUCUGUCAACUUUCUGGCCAAAAAGUUAGCUUCGAUAAAUCUAGGAUAUGUGUCUCCCCAAACAUCUGCUCUGACUUGGCCAACUCUAUUGCUACCAUAAGUGGCUCCCCCUACAGCUCUAACCUUGGAAAGUACCUUGGUGUCCCUCUUAUUCACACUAGGGUGGACAAAACAACUUAUCAAGAGGUCAUUGCUAAAGUGCAAAAAAGGUUAGCUUCGUGGAAACAUCACACCCUCUCUAUGGCUGGUAGAAUCACUCUUCUUCAAUCUGUGACUGCUGCUAUCCCUCUGUAUACCAUGCAAACUGUCAAACUGCCUAUUUCUGUCUGUGAUAGGCUUGAUCAGUUGAACAGAAACUUUCUUUGGGGGCACACUGCGGACAAAGCCACAACUCAUUUAGUGAAUUGGGAAACUUCCUGCAAACCCAAGGCAGCUGGUGGAUUGGGCAUUAAGAAUAUGGCUUGGAUGAACCAAGCUCUCUUGGCAAAAUCCGGUUGGAGACUCCUUCAACAAGAGCAAGGGCUAUGGGCUGAGGUUUUUAAAGCUAAAUAUUUAAAGCAGAGUGACAUCUUAACUGCUAAGGCAUCUAAUUCCCAUUGUUGUUCAAGUGCUUGGAGGGGAGUCUUAUAUGGUAUUGCUCCUCUUUCUAAAGGCCUCAAGUGGAGAGUGGGUUCUGGGGAUAAUGUGAGAUUUUGGACAGACAACUGGCUUAGCUGUGGCCCCCUCCAACAACAUGCUCUCUUUGAUCUGACUGAAGAUAUGCUCCAGUUGAAU
Molecule: messenger RNA, 4018 nt
Organism: Prunus avium (sweet cherry)
Lineage: Eukaryota; Viridiplantae; Streptophyta; Magnoliopsida; Rosales; Rosaceae
Source: RefSeq, a predicted model, not a curated record